AUGUCCGUUGGAAAGAAUAAGCGUCUCUCGAAAGGCAAGAAGGGUCUCAAGAAGAAGGUUGUCGAUCCCUUCACCCGCAAGGACUGGUAUGAUAUCAAGGCUCCUUCGACCUUUGACGUUCGCAACGUUGGCAAGACCCUCGUCAACCGUACCCAGGGUAUGAAGAACGCCAACGAUGCCUUGAAGGGCCGUGUCCUUGAGAUCUCUCUCGCUGACUUGAACAAGAACGAGGAGUACUCGUUCCGCAAGGUCAAGCUGAGAGUUGAUGAGGUCCAGGGCAAGAACUGCCUCACUAACUUCCACGGUAUGGACAUGACCUCGGACAAGCUCCGCUCCAUGGUCCGCAAGUGGCAGUCCAUCAUCGAGGCACACGUCGAUGUCAAGACCACUGAUGGCUACUUGCUCCGCCUCUUUGCUGUUGCCUUCACCAAGAAGGGUAUGAACCAGGUCAAGAAGACCACCUACGCCCAGUCUGCUCAGAUCCGUCAGAUUCGCAAGAAGAUGUUCGAGAUUAUGAUUGCCCAGGCUACCUCGUGCGACUUGAAGGAGCUCGUCCACAAGUUCAUCCCUGAGGUCAUUGGAAACGAGAUUGAGAAGUCUUGCAAGUCCAUCUACCCCCUCCGCGAUGUCUUCAUCCGCAAGGUCAAGAUCCUUAAGGCCCCCAAGUUCGAUCUUGGCAAGCUCCUCGAGCUCCACUCUGGUGCUGACAACGAGACCGGCGCCAAGGUCGACCGCAAGGACUUCAAGGAGCCCGAGGUCCUCGCUGAAGUUUAAGAGUUGCUUUUGUUUCGAGCAGUUUGAAAGACUUCUUUGAGUUCCUACCACCACAUUGAGAAAAAUAAACACUUUUCGUGAUCGUGCGACACGGCCAUCUUAGUUCUAUCUUUGCCCUGUGCUCAAUGCAUGUCUAAUUUGAAGUAGAUUUUACGCAAGUGUCCU
Messenger RNA from Gamsiella multidivaricata, 939 nucleotides. Its product is annotated as ribosomal protein S3Ae. Gene Ontology annotation, molecular function: structural constituent of ribosome. Gene Ontology annotation, biological process: translation. Gene Ontology annotation, cellular component: ribosome; cytosol. The record is from RefSeq and is a predicted model, not a curated record. The transcript is spliced from 4 exons. Bases 1 to 774 code for a protein of 257 amino acids. NCBI's taxonomy places the organism in Eukaryota, Fungi, Mortierellomycota, Mortierellomycetes, Mortierellales, Mortierellaceae.